Molecule: messenger RNA, 376 nt
Organism: Bactrocera neohumeralis
Lineage: Eukaryota; Metazoa; Arthropoda; Insecta; Diptera; Tephritidae
Exons: 2
Coding region: 58-342 (94 amino acids)
Source: RefSeq, a predicted model, not a curated record
GCAGCUAGAUAAAGAAGUGUUUCGAGGAAGCGGAUAAAUUGUGAUUACAAAAGUGCUAUGCAGAAAGUGUUGCUCUUCGCCUGUCUGUUGGGAACUGUAGCAUGGGCUACGGAGGUGUACUAUGCGCCCGUCGGCAGCUCUGCGGCAGCUUAUUAUGCACCACUGCCGCUCGCAAUGCCGGCAGCACGCACCGCUGCAAUUGUGCCAUUGGCUUAUUCACGCAUUCAAGCUGCUGUGCCGGUGCCGACUGUUGAGACCUACAACAGCGUGCACACACCUGACUCGUUUCAGCAACAAUAUCGUUCCGACUACAAACCGGUCACCUAUGAGUUCAUACAUUGAAUAUCGGAAAGAGUUCGCAUGAAAAUUGGAAAAU